Lasiosphaeria miniovina is the source of this 393-nucleotide messenger RNA. RefSeq lists its product as uncharacterized. Lineage: Eukaryota; Fungi; Ascomycota; Sordariomycetes; Sordariales; Lasiosphaeriaceae. The annotation marks the transcript as partial. The record is from RefSeq and is a predicted model, not a curated record. The transcript has a single exon.
CGUCCAGAACGGGCUUUGCAGGAGAGAUUGGAUCAAUACCGCAAGCUGCGAGUCCAGGAUCUCACGAGAAACGACAUCCGCCGCUAUGUCACGUCGACUUUACGGCCCUACUUUACCUCCACGUCCAAUUCGGAAAAUAUAUCCUCUCGGCACCGCGAGUUCAUCGACGCUCUCUGUAGCAAAGCUGAAGGGGUAUUUCUUUGGGUCCGAGUCGUUGUAAGGAGUCUCCAAAAGGGACUUACCAAUCAAGACUCCAUAAACGACCUCUAUCAAAGACUUGGCACAUAUCCCGGUGACUUGCACAACCUCUUCAACGAUAUGUGGAACCGACUAGGCGAAGAUGCCAAAGUCUACCAAGCCAAGGCAGCAAAGCUCCUCAACUUGAUUAUUCAG